Messenger RNA from Cuscuta campestris, 566 nucleotides. NCBI's taxonomy places the organism in Eukaryota, Viridiplantae, Streptophyta, Magnoliopsida, Solanales, Convolvulaceae. The record is from the annotation of a GenBank genome assembly.
UUUACUUUCGCAGGGGUGGGCCUUAACUUUUACUUCUAAUUUUCCCCUUUUAAUUUGGCAGUGUGGCGGCAGAGUUGGUAAUAUGGGGACAGUGGUGGUGGUAGUGGGGUGGUGAAGUUGGUAGUGUGGCGGUGUGGCGGCAACGAUGUGGAGUGUGGUGGCGAAGUUUGGUAGUGUGGUAACGGAGUUUGGUAGUGUGGCGACAGAGUUGGUAGGCAGUGGUGGAGUGUGGAAGUGUGGCGGUGGACUUGGGAGUGUGGUGACGAAGUAUGGCAGUAUGGAGGGAUGGUGGUUGCAGUGUUGUGACAGGGUUGGCACUGUGGAGUCUGGCGACAGAGUUGGUAGUAAGGCGUCGGAGUUGGCAUUGUGCCAGCGGUGGUAGUGUGGCGGCAGCGGUGUGAUGGUGAUGGCAGAGGCUGCGAUGCUGCGAUGCUGCGGCGGUCAGCGGUGGGACUGGGGCAGUGGUGUGGCGGUGGUUCAGGGGAUCUUGACCAGGGGUAUGGUGACAAAACAAAAAAGAUAAGAAGGCCGGGACUUCUAUGUUUUAAUAACAUUGAUCGAGCUCC